CCUUCGGAUGCUGAGAUGUAAUGUUUUGUCUUUUAUCAGGAUGGCAGUACGUGUGGUUUUGUUUCUAGCACUUUUUACUGGGAAAUGCGUCGCUGAUUCCAAAGGGAAUCUUGCUCUUAAUGGCAUGGCAGUGCAGUCCUCCUUAGGCCACCCACAGGGAGAUGCUCAACAUGCAAUCGAUGGAAACAGAGACUCGGAUUACAAGAAGGAAUCGUGCACUCACACUAAAACUGAGUUUAAUCCAUGGUGGAGAGUUGACCUUGGAAAUGUCUACAGUGUAAGCAACGUUACCAUCACUAAUCGUGGAGACUGCUGCAAAGAGCGGCUUAGAGGAGCUCAGAUUCGUGUUGGUACCAAGCUGGACAACAACGGAAACAACAAUGAGCUGGUUGCAACUAUUCUCACUGCUCCCGAUGGCACAGAAACAUUUUCAUUUGAUUCUGUUAAUGGUCGAUAUGUCAACAUUUUUUUACCUGGUAAUGAUGAAAUCCUCACACUGUGUGAAGUCGAGGUGUUUGCAGUAAUGGACUCACCAUCGUACCUUUGUGGUGCAAGGAAUCUUGCUCUUGGAGCCAAAGCUGUUCAGUCUUCCACAUACCCUCAAGCAGUCGCUCAGAAUGCUGUCGAUGGAAACAGGAAUUCAAUUUUCAAUCUGGCGUCAUGCAGUGCGACUAAUGCGGACAGAGACCCCUGGUGGAGAGUUGACCUGGGGGUAGUCUACAAGGUAACCAGGGUCAGCAUCACUAAUCAUGGAGAUUGUUGCCCAGAGAGGAUAAAUGGAGCUCAGAUCCGUAUCGGCAACAGCCUGGAAAAUAAUGGCAACAAUAAUGAGCUGGCUGUGACUGUAGUGUCUAUCCCAUUUGGAGAGACAAAAACAUUUCAGUUCACGCCUAUUAAGGGGCGAUAUGUCAACAUUUAUAUUCCUGGGCGCAAUGAACAUCUCACACUGUGUGAGGUUGAGGUGUUUUCAGAUUAAGUGGAAUGAGAGGAUGUUACACCACAGUCCACUGAUCCUACAAGCAAAAUACCAAACUACAUUUUCUUUGAGCUAUUCUAAUAUGGCUCCUUUUUCGUUGUUUUCAUUUUACCUAUCCACCUUUUAUCCUUAAGAUAAAUUAUCAUUUUCAGUGUGUAUUCAGUAAAGGUUUGAAAUGGUUUUUAAAAUGCACCUGAUUCUUAACCCCAGUUUGAUCAAGGGCUUUGUGUAUUUAAUCAUCUUUGUUUCUUUCUCCUUUCUACGUCAAUAAAUUACUACAGCAUUGCA
Molecule: messenger RNA, 1264 nt
Organism: Pimephales promelas (fathead minnow)
Lineage: Eukaryota; Metazoa; Chordata; Actinopteri; Cypriniformes; Leuciscidae
Source: RefSeq, a predicted model, not a curated record